This is a messenger RNA of Periophthalmus magnuspinnatus, 1380 nucleotides long. It is a transcript of the gene ftcdnl1, whose product is annotated as formiminotransferase cyclodeaminase N-terminal like 1. Lineage: Eukaryota; Metazoa; Chordata; Actinopteri; Gobiiformes; Gobiidae. Gene Ontology annotation, molecular function: folic acid binding; transferase activity. The record is from RefSeq and is a predicted model, not a curated record. The coding region runs from base 83 to 1060 and encodes 325 amino acids. The transcript has 6 exons.
AUUACAAAAUAUAUCAUAUACCAUUCGUUCUGUGGACUGCAACAUAGCCGCAACUGCAAAUAUAAAUACUGAAUGCAGAAAAAUGGGAUCUACAUCUUUGGGCAGACGCCUCGUUGCUUGUCUCCUCAACGUCUCUGAAGCCCGAAGGAAAGAUCUGGUGGAAACCGUGGCCAAAGCAGCGCUGUAUGACCCUAAAGGUUUGAGACGAGAAGGCACCACGGUCCUGAACAUUUUUAAUGACCAUGACUAUAACCGCUCCGUCAUCACUAUAGUGUCCGCCAUCGACUCCAUCCGGGAGGUGGUGCUGUCUGCCUGUGAAAAGGCCUGUACUCUCAUAGACAUGCGCUCACACAGAGGAGUCCACCCCUGCCUCGGAGCCGUGGACCUCAUCCCCAUUUACCCCCUCGGAGAAGACGUCCUGCCCCAAGACUGCGCCAGAGAGGCCAGAGCCGUCGCAGAGAGCCUGACAGAACGCGUCCAGGGCACCAGUGUGUUCCUGUUCGGGUGGGCUGACUCCCCUCUACGGCGCGGCCUGGCUCAGAGGAGGAAGGAGAUGAACUGGUUUAAGAAGAACCCAGACUUAAACCAGAUCAAACCAGACCUGGGACCUGCUCCUGAGAGACAGUACGGACUAACAGGUGUCGGUGCCAGCCCCUACGUCAUGAACUGUAACGUCACCAUCGACUCUCAGGACAUUGAACUGGGUCGCAGCAUCGCCUCUGCCAUCCGCGAGUCCGCCCAAGGAGGAAUCCCCGGGGUGCAAGUCCUGGCCCUACCACACGAGGGCGCUGUAGAGAUCGCCUGUAACGUAGAAAGCGUUAAAGGAGAACCGCCGAGUCAAGAAUGGCCCGUUUUUGAUAUCGGCGGUCAGCCAUAUUGUCACGCCCCCGCCUCCGUCAUCACGGCGAGAGUGUCGGAGUUAGCAGCGGCAAAGGGGGCGGGGACUAAAGGUACGGCGAUAGUGGGGUUUACCCCCCGAGAGUGCAGGGGCCUGGCGGAGCUGGCACUGUCCCGGGACAUUGGAGAGUUUUGGAGGGAACAGCGGAGGAUUCGAAUGUGAAACCGAUGAGGAGGAGGAAGAGGAGGAGGAAGAGUGGACUGAAAAAAUGAAGCUAAAUCACAGUUUGAAUGGUUGAAAUUGGCCACAAAGGCUGUAAUAAUUAAUGCAAUUUAACAUGAUGUAAAUAUAUCAGAAUCAGAAUGACUUUUAUUCAUCCCCCAGAGGAAAUUAUUUUCAUUACAAACAUGCAGCCAACCAGCAGGAGAAUAGAGUUAUCAGGAAUAAAGUUAAGACGAUUUAAAUGAAACAUAAAGCAGCGCUCAAUAAAGAUGAAGCUGACGUGCCUCUUGACUCUGUUAUUGUGACUUCAGGAUUUGUCA